AUGCGCCGUGCUGUGCUGCAAGAUCGAGUCAAGGCCACCAGUCCACCAACACCACCCCUUAUCUAUGGAACAAUGCUACACGAAAUCUUCCAAGAGGCCCUUCUUGCUAAUAAGUGGGAUCUCCCUUUUUUAUGCGCCGUCAUCGACCGAAUAACAGAAAAGCAUGUCGAGGACCUGUAUACUAUCAAAGUUGGCAUACCUUCGGCUCGAGAGCAUCUACAAUCCAAAAUGACCGAACUGAGUUACUGGGCUGGCGCUUUCGUAUCUUCCCGCCCAAAGCAGGAUGCGGUAGUUGAAGACCGAAACGGGAAAAAGGCAAAUAUGGCCGUUACCAAGCUCUUGGAUGUUGAGGAACACGUAUGGUCUCCAAUGUACGGACUCAAGGGCAAUAUCGACGCAACCGUUGAAGUUGCAAUGCAGGAUGGAAAUGAUAUUCGGACUUUGACUGUGCCUUUUGAGGUCAAGACGGGUAAACAUGCAAACAGUAAUCAUAUGGCUCAAACGGCACUCUAUACUUUGCUCUUAUCGGACCGCUACGAUAUUGAGAUUGCGUAUGGAAUCCUCUACUAUAUGGAAACAUCCAAGACGAUGCGUAUUCCCGCAAUCCGACACGAGCUCCGACACAUGAUCAUGCAAAGAAAUCAACUAGCAUGCUAUGUUCGAGAAAGAAGUGUCCAGUUGCCACCAAUGCUCAAGAGCAAGCACAUGUGUGGGAAAUGCUACGCCAAGACAUCGUGUUUUAUCUACCAUCGACUCGCUGACGACGGAGAUGGAGAGUCGAGUGGCAUGAAUGAGAAAUUUGAUGAGAUCGUCAAGCACUUGACUCCUCAUCAUCAACAAUUCUUCAUCAAGUGGGAGAAUUUACUGACCAAAGAAGAGAAGGAGAGCCAAAAAACCAAAAGAGAGUUAUGGACAAUGACUAGUACUGAACGAGAAAAGAAAUCUCGAUGUUUUGCAGAUGUCAUCAUCGAAGAGGGUUCAGCUUCAGUCGACACGGACAACCCUAGGAUCAAUCGAUACCACUACACCUUUGUCAAGCGAGUUCAAGUUUCAGGAUUCUCAUUCCUAGAGUCCGAGUUGUCAGUCGGAGAGCCAAUUGUGGUCUCUGACGAGGAGGGCCACUUCGCCUUGGCUAUAGGCUACGUUACAGCAGUCAAGAGGCAACGAAUCAGUGUUGCAGUUGACAGGCGACUUCAUAAUGCCCGCAUUCGACAACCUGGCUUUGAUGAGAGGGAUAAUCAGAUUUUUGCUAGCAUUAUGGACGUUGCCCACGAGGGGGCGACCCAGGAUGAGGCAACAGGCAAAAUCAAAGAGGCUCCUAUUCGGUAUCGACUCGACCAAGAUGAAUUCAGCAACGGAAUGGCGACUGUUCGCAACAACCUCGUCCAGAUGAUGGCAGAUGAUAUCGUGGGAUCGCGGCAAAUUCGACGACUGAUCGUUGAUCUAGAAGCACCAAUAUUCAAGGCUGCGCCAACUCAGUACAUCGUGUCGGAUCGAGAUAGCCUAAAUGUUGAUCAACAUCGCGCCAUCGAAAAAGUCAUGAGUGCUCAAGACUACGCACUUGUUCUUGGAAUGCCCGGUACUGGAAAAACAACAACUAUUGCUCAUAUCAUCCGUGCUUUGACAUCUCAGGGGAAGAGUGUGCUUUUGACCUCGCAUACACAUACUGCUGUGGACAACAUUCUGCUAAAACUCAAGGCUGACAAAAUACCUAUCCUUCGUCUGGGUGCCCCGGCCAAAGUGCACCCCGACGUCCAGGACUUCGCUAUUCUUGCAGGCCAUCCAAUGAAAUCAUUCGAUGAGAUCAAGAAUGCAUGGCACGGGACACCAAUCGUUGCAACGACAUGUCUUGGUAUCAACCAUUCUGUCUUCCAUGAACGUUCCUUUGAUUACUGUAUCGUGGACGAGGCAUCACAAAUUACACUGCCCAUCUGCGCUGGUCCGAUCAGAAUGGCUCGCACUUUUGUCCUUGUUGGCGACCAUAAUCAGCUCCCUCCCGUGGUAAAGAACGAAGAAGCACGCGACGGCGGUCUCGAUGUCAGCCUGUUCAAACUCUUGUCCGACACCCAUCCCGAAUCGGUCGUCAACCUAGAGCAUCAGUAUCGUAUGUGCGAGGAUAUCAUGACUCUGAGCAACACUCUCAUCUAUAAUGGAAGACUUCGGUGCGGUACAGAGCAGCUUCGAAGGUGGAAACUUGAAGUUCCACGAAUGGAGGCUCUCAUGCAGCGACACUACGAUGCAUCAACCAUCAAUGCAGCAACUCCCCGAUCGUUCUGCGCUGCCCCUGGUCCGAAUCGAUGCUGGCUAUAUGACCUUCUCGAUAGCGAGGCGCGCGUACGUUUCAUUAACACUGACACAAUCCAACCUCCCGUCCGUGAAGAAGCCCAGGGCAAACGAAUCGUCAACUCAGCUGAAGUCCGCAUCGUUUCUCAGCUCGUUGACAGCCUUUUGACAGUUGGAGUUCCAGACUCUGAAAUUGGUGUGAUGACACACUACCGAGCACAGCUUUUUAUGCUCAAAGACAAGCUCAAGGUGUUCUCUGGAGUAGAGAUGCACACAACAGAUCGUUUCCAGGGACGAGAUAAGGAGGUGAUUGUCCUCAGUCUCGUGCGAAGCAAUGAAGCGUGCAAUAUUGGAGACCUGUUGAAGGAUUGGAGACGAAUAAAUGUUGCUUUCACACGAGCCAAAACGAAGCUCCUCGUUGUUGGGAGCAAAUCGACACUCAAGGGUAGCGGCAGCGACAGUAUGCUAAGUCGAUUCAUAUCUUUGAUGGAGGACCGGAAUUGGAUUUACGAGAUGCCCGCCAAUGCGCUUGAGAACCAUUAUUUUGAGGACUUUGGUACACAGAUCACAGCUACAGGCCCUACGCAAAGGAUUAAAUCACCACGGAAGAAAGCUUCUGGAAAGGAGAACCGUAGGCGUUCACCGAAAACGGCCAGGAUUAGCGACAAGGCGUUAUUGAAAGGGAAGCUUAUCACGAGGGACAUCUUGAACGAAAUGACCAACGGCGCAUAUGUUUGA
Fusarium verticillioides 7600 is the source of this 3021-nucleotide messenger RNA. RefSeq names its product DNA replication ATP-dependent helicase Dna2. The transcript has a single exon. The coding region runs from base 1 to 3021 and encodes 1006 amino acids. Gene Ontology annotation, molecular function: 5'-flap endonuclease activity; single-stranded DNA helicase activity. Gene Ontology annotation, cellular component: cytoplasm. NCBI's taxonomy places the organism in Eukaryota, Fungi, Ascomycota, Sordariomycetes, Hypocreales, Nectriaceae. Gene Ontology annotation, biological process: replication fork reversal. The record is from RefSeq and is a predicted model, not a curated record.